UAACAUAUGUGGUUUACACAGUGCACUUCUUGCUUGCCAGAGUACGAUGAAGAUAACGAAUAUGUCAUGUUCCCAGAUUAGUAUUUGAAGGAUACUAUGAAGUAAAGAUAUCUUUCAAAAUGGAAUUAUUGCCUAUUGUACUUUGUGUAUAUAAACGUAUAAAUAUAAAGUAUGGCGACGUGUCAAAAUGGCCGAUCUCAACAAAGAACUAAACGAAUAUCUUCUUAGCAGUAAAAAUGAAAAACAAUUCAAAAUUACCGUACCUUCGGUGACGAUACCGAAAGCGAAUAUUGGAAAAUGGUUCGGUCGAAGCGAAGAUGAUAAACAAGAAGCGGGAUGGAUCCAAGGAACACAAAAGGAAUGUUGUCCUAGCAUGACAAGAGUACAAAGGCUAGUAGCAUUUGUUGCAUGCUUUUCUAUGGGUUUACUUUGUUUCUGUUUGUCGGCGAUUUAUAUCCCAGUUUUGCUCCUUAAAGCAAGAAAAUUUGCACUUCUGUAUACAUUAGGAAGUGCUUUCUUUCUCUCAAGCUUUUGCUUCCUUUUUGGUCCAUUAAGUUACCUAAAGUCAUUAUUCAGCGCUGAAAGAAGGUGUUUCAGUAUAUCCUACUUUGUAACUUUAGUAGGAACGCUUUAUUGCGCUCUGCAUUUACAAUCUACUCCACUAACGGUACUCUGUGCUGUUUUGCAAUUAAUAGCUAUGUUAUCAUUCCUGAUAAGUCAUAUACCAGGAGGAACUAAAGGCCUAAUGUUUUUUACGAGAAUGUUCAAAUCUUCGGUAAAUUCUACAUUGCCUGUAUGAUACUACAAUUACUUAGGCAUUAAAUAUAUACAUGUGAAAUCAAUAUUGUAUCUUCAAUUUUAAUAUUUUAUAAAACUCCAUAUAUACGAUAUUUAUAUGCAAAUCAACGACAUGCUAUACUGCAUGUUUUUAUGUGGACACAACAUAUACGAAAGACUGACUUAUCUUAACAAAUAAUCAGACCUUAUAUACUAUGUAUAAUAAUAUGUUUAUUUGUAUUUAAAGGAAUGAAUCAGUAAAAACACUUAUGUUAUAAGAACUAACAAAUAAAAGUUGCUAUAUAUA
Bombus impatiens (common eastern bumble bee) is the source of this 1084-nucleotide messenger RNA. Its product is annotated as protein transport protein SFT2. Gene Ontology annotation, biological process: vesicle-mediated transport. The transcript has 3 exons. The record is from RefSeq and is a predicted model, not a curated record. Bases 188 to 799 code for a protein of 203 amino acids. Gene Ontology annotation, cellular component: membrane. Lineage: Eukaryota; Metazoa; Arthropoda; Insecta; Hymenoptera; Apidae.